AUGGGGAACUCUACUAAAGAUGGCUUCAGAGCACUUCUCAACGAAAGAGAGGAUAAUGAGAUGGAGAUAUUUGGAUACAAAACAAUUCCAUGGCGCACAGCACUUUGCAUUAUAGGAUAUAUAUUUUCAUUAGGAUUACUAUGGCUACUGUUCUAUUGGAAACCGGAAUGGGAAGUCUGGGCUCGCUGUGACCCUUGCACGUUACAGGAAGCCAACGUUAUAUUGCUUCAAACAACGGAUGAAUUUAAACAGUACAGCAAAAAGCAUGUCACAUGGACGCACCUUUCUGAGCUGAAAUCAUUGAUUGGUACAUCUGACCAACCCAUUCCUGGGGACAGACAUUCCAUCAUAAACAAAGCAAUUGUGACACCUGCGUUAAAAGUUAAAUGUGUUUGGGUGCAGAAGAUCAAGUAUAUUUGGUUGAUUUCAGAAAAGAAGUUCCAGAAAGUUGGAGCCCUGGAGGAUGAAUACUCGUGCUCUGAAUUACACUCCAGGUUUGGGUCCGGGCUCAGUCGAGAAGAGCAAAAGCUAAGGAGAUUUGUUUGCGGGCCAAAUGCCAUUGAGGUUGAAGUUGUGCCAGUGUGGAAAUUGCUUUUUAAGGAGAUUUUAAAUCCGUUCUACAUAUUUCAAGUUGCAAGUCUUAGCUUAUGGAUGGCAGAAGGCUACAUUGAAUACUCUAUAAUAAUUAUCAUUAUAACCCUAAUUUCUAUCAUCCUGACUGUCUAUGAUCUCAGACAGCAAUCUGUGAAACUGAAUAAACUAGUUGAAUCCAAUAACAGCACAAUAGUAACUGUGCGCAUGAAUGAUGGGGCACAUGAAGAGGUGGAAUCCCGACACUUGGUCCCUGGAGAUGUAAUUGUUCUUACAGGAAAAAGGUUCUUUCUUCCUUGCGACUGUAUUCUUCUAAGAGGAAGCUGCAUUGUGAAUGAAGGGACACUCACAGGAGAGAGUAUCCCAGUUACAAAAUCUCCUCUUGACAAUAUACCAAACUCCGUUCCUUGGAAAAUACAGAGUGGGGAGGAUUUCAAGAGACACGUGCUUUUCUGUGGGACUGAAGUCAUCCAGUCAUCAUCGUCUAGCUCUUCUCCUGUAAUAGCUGUAGUGAAACAAACAGGUUUCAACACAGCUAAAGGAGAAAUGGUAAGGUCAAUCCUGUAUCCGAAACCCAUGAACUUCAAGCUAUAUCGAGAUGCUACCAGGUUUCUUAUGUGCCUUGUUUUAAUAGCAUUCAUCGGUUUCAUCUAUUCCGUGGUCUUGUUUACAGUUAAAGGGGCAACAGUUCGAGAUGUGAUUGUAAAAUCAUUAAUUUGUGUCACAGUUGCCAUUCCCCCUGUACUACCCGCUGCAGUUGCCACGGCUAUUAUGUAUGCCCAAAAGAGACUCAAGAAAAAAAAGAUAUUUUGUCUAAGCCCGCAAAGAAUUAAUGUUUGUGGAAGGAUAAACUUGGUCUGUUUUGAUAAAACCGGUACAUUAACGGAAGAUGGACUUGACCUGUGGGGUGUAGUCCCUUGCACUGGAAACAGCUUUCAGAAUGUUCACAUGUUCACAAAGGGGAACAGUUUGCCCUGGAGCCCACUUCUCGGGGCGAUGGCCUGCUGCCAUUCAUUGAUAAUUUUGGAUGGGAAGAUUCAAGGUGACCCUUUGGAUUUGAAGAUGUUUGAAGGAACAGAUUGGGAGUUAGAGGAUUCAUGUCAAUCGAACAUGUAUGAUGACACUUCAACUACAUCACGUCUUCUGAUAAAACCAGGACCUCAGAGUUGUUCAGUUCCAGUGAAGGGUAUGAUUAUUCUACAACAGUUUCCAUUCUCCUCCAGCCUUCAGCGUAUGUCUGUUGUUUCCAAAGUACUAGGGGAUGAAGAACACUUUGUUUUCAUGAAGGGAGCCCCAGAAAUGGUAACUCAGUUUUGCCUUCCAGAAUCAGUUCCACCAAACUUUGCAAGUGAACUCCAACUAUACACACUUCAAGGUUUCAGAGUUAUAGGCCUGGCAUAUAAAACACUACAAGGCUUUAAAGAUGAAGGACAAGAUAGGUACACAAGGGAGGAGGUGGAAUUUGGCCUUACAUUUCUUGGUCUUUUGGUAUUAGAAAACCGCUUGAAAGCAGAAACUAUCCCAGCAAUACAGGAAUUAAACAAUGCUUUAAUCAGACCAGUAAUGAUCACAGGAGACAACCUACAGACAGCAAUAACUGUUGCAAGAAAUUCUGGUAUAGUGCAAAAUCAUGGUCGAGUGAUCCUUAUUGAAGCAUCUGAAGCAACUGAACAUUUUUCACCUUCUAUUACAUGGAAAGAGAUGGAGAAUCCUAAAAGUGAUGUGCAUGAAAUGACAGAAAUUGACAUUGAGAAAUGUGAAAACACCCAAGCCUAUCAUUUUGCUAUGACUGGGAAAACCUAUCAGGUCAUAGUCCUGAAUUUUUCCAACUUGCUGCCAAAACUGUUGCUUAAUGGUACUAUCUUUGCAAGAAUGUCUCCCGGACAGAAAUCCAGCCUGAUUGAGGAAUACCAAAAAAUGGAUUACUAUGUGGCUAUGUGUGGUGAUGGAGCAAAUGAUUGUGGGGCUCUAAAGGUAGCUCAUGCUGGCAUAUCCUUAUCUGAACAAGAAGCCUCUGUAGCUUCGCCUUUUACUUCACAAAUUCCAAAUAUCCAGUGUAUUCCGCAACUCAUUAAGGAAGGUCGAGCCGCACUAGUGUCUUCAUUUGGGGUCUUCAAAUAUGUAACUCUUUAUGCUAUGAUACAGUUUAUCUGUUUGCUUCUUCUCUACUGGCAACUAAAAUCUGUUGGGUUGUAUCAAUAUCUUGUCCAAGAUGUCGGGAUCACCAUUAUUGUCUCCUUAACAAUGACUCUAACCCAUGCCUAUCCAAAGCUGGCUCCUUUCCGGCCACCUGCGCAGCUGAUAUCACCUCCUCUUUUGCUGUCAGUGAUAUUUAAUGUGCUUCUUAACCUGGCCAUGCAGGUCUGUAGCAUUGUAAUACUGCAGCAGCAACCUUGGUACAGUUCGUCUAACUUAAGAGCCUGUGCACCAGCAUAUGAAAAUAUAACUAAUAUUAAUACAGUUAGUGUUUCAAAUGGGAGCAGUCCCGAGGUGCUCCAAGGCUCAGAAUAUGAAAAUUAUGAAACUACAACUUUAUGGCCAAUAACUACAAUCAGCUGUGUCAUCGUGGCAUUUGUCUUCUCCAAGGGAAAACCGUUCAGAAAGCCCAUAUAUACUAACUAUAUAUUUUUUGUCUUACUGCCCAUACAACUUGCUGCAUGCCUUUUCAUCUUGUUUGCCGACUUUGACAGGUUAUACAGAGCACUGCAACUUGUCUGUACUCCUACUAUCUGGAGAAUUUCCAUUCUAAUUAUGUUGGUCAUUUAUUUUAUCAUGUCUUUCAUUGUAGAGGAAGCCAUUAUUGAAAAUAGGCGACUUUGGCUGUAUUUAAAAAGACUUUUUAAUUAUCAUUCAAAAAGCCAGUACAGAGUACUAUAUAGAAUGCUUGAAGAUGACCACAGCUGGCCGCCGGUGAACCUGACUCAGUAUGCCCAAACAGACAAUACUGAAACCAAAACACAAGUUUACUCCAAUGAAGUUUAUGUUAAUGAUGAGAAGCCACAUAAUGGAAUGACUGAAUGACGGAAUAAUGGAAUUAGUACAGAGUACUAUUGGAACCCAGUACACAAACACAUUUACUAACCAGUAAA
Spea bombifrons (plains spadefoot toad) is the source of this 3680-nucleotide messenger RNA. RefSeq names its product probable cation-transporting ATPase 13A4. Gene Ontology annotation, cellular component: late endosome membrane. The transcript has 30 exons. Gene Ontology annotation, molecular function: P-type ion transporter activity; ATP hydrolysis activity; polyamine transmembrane transporter activity. Gene Ontology annotation, biological process: intracellular calcium ion homeostasis; polyamine transmembrane transport. The record is from RefSeq and is a predicted model, not a curated record. Lineage: Eukaryota; Metazoa; Chordata; Amphibia; Anura; Pelobatidae. Bases 1 to 3612 code for a protein of 1203 amino acids.